CUGGGCACAGACUUCAUGCGCAACGUGCCACAGGUUCCGGGGAUCCCCCAAAAUUGCGUCAAAGGUGGAAGCACCAUGUUUAGCUUGCUGGGCUUGUUGGCGCUUCUGGCUGUGACAUGCAGCGCUGCAUUCCACUGGUGGCGCAAGGCAGUCUACGUUGGAGAAAUGCCGCUGCAGCCGCAUGCGGACGUCGUGCUGAACCUCAAAAACUGCGGAGUAACCUUCCUGCAAGCAGAAGGAGCCAAAAGCUUCAUUCGAAUUCGGUCGUGGAUGCACUACAGGAUUCCAAGCCAGGCGGGCGUGCCAGUGUUCCGCACAGGGCCGGAGGGCCACCUGCAUGUUCUGCUGCACAUGACGAACUUCGACCCUUGGUAUAAAUGCUCGACCGAGUUUUACUUGGCAAAGGACUUCUCUUUCGGCAGCCUCAACAUGAUUUUCGCGCCAGCAGACCGCUAUGUUCGAGUGGACGCCAGUGUGCCUGUACGAGCCGCUUCCAUCUCAGUGGACGCCUUCCACGCGUAUAUGCGACUCAGUUCAGUCGAGUCUAGGGCAGCCAAGUUUGUGCUUGGCGCAGGACACCUCUAUUUAGAGCUUGAUGGUCCAGCUUCAGCCUAUAGUAACGCCCCUAUCUCCAUCGUCUCCCGUACCGCCGAGGUACACAUCGUUUCACUCUACCCGCUGAGCCUUUCCAUGGGAGCCGACACGGCCGCCGCCAGCCUCUUCAGGGCUACAGGGAGCGUCAGUGUCGCCGUCUCAGAAAGCAACAGGGGAUUGAGCUCUGCUAAAGCCUUGCUCCAGCCGGCGGAUGUGUCCUCCCUCUUUGCGGGGCUCAUGAGCAUUAAGAUCGACGUCGACGCGGAGCAGGCAUCGGUUUACGCGACUUCCAGAGGAUCCAAGGAAGACACUGAGUGGCCAAUGCACACGUGGGCAGGCCGAUAUCAGCAGAGCAAGCCGCACCUCGAUCCUUACUCCCUUCUCCGCGUGCAAAGUGCGCUCCAAUGGCUUAAGGAAGACCCUGCCGCGCCGUGGAUCAUACUUGUCGACCAUGCAGGGAUCUCCCACCCGGGAAACUGGCGAGUCCUCAGCAGCAACGCCUACCUAAGGUCUGUGUAUUGGUUUGUAGUCUUGUCGGGGGGCAUGUUGCAACCCCGUAUUCUGCACCUGCCACUCCAGACGCGCGGCCUUUUCUGCCGCGUGCACAUUGACGAGGAAGACGACACACUCCCAGACAUCGUCACAUCUUCUGAGGAGUCGCUGCUGCAGUCGCUCGUGAACUUUUUCGUGCCGAAGGAGACCUCUACCUCCAUAAGCAAGCGUCAGGACAGAUUUCUGGAGAGGACUAUUAGCGAUGAGGGGGGUGAAACCUCUGAGACGAGUGAGGAGGCUCCAGGAGGCCAAGACCACAAAGCAAGUCAACCACAAAGGGGUGAAGGCGAACCUGACAACGGUCUCCUUACAGGUGUUUUGAAGGCCGCUAGUAAUCUGAGCGCAGCAGCUAUAACUCCACCAACUGUAGCAGGAGGCGGAGCUGGUCCUGGGGGAUCCUCGACGCUGGAACUUCGCCGCCUCUCCGAGGCAAACUCUACAGACCUUCCCUCUUCUGCUGGCGAAUACGUUGGGCUAGUCAAGGGUCCAGGGCAGUGUAAGGAGGAUAUUGUGGAAGACGCCUUUCUGGUGUUGUGGGAAGUGCUGGCCGAAGCCCGUACACAAAGCACCUUAUUUGUGUGGAGCCGACACACCGCUGCGCAGCAAGUGCGCUUCUCUGUUCAGAACGAUGCUCUCCUCAAGGUCAAUGUCUCGCUACGAGACACCUGGUCCUUUGUGGUCGCCAUCACCAUUAGCAUCGUGGCUGCCUUAGCGCUGGCCUGUGGCUCUGUAUACGUGUGGUUUCGCACGCUGAUGCCACGAUUGCGGAAAGCGCAUACGGAGGCGAUCGUGCUGAAGGCUGCGAGUCACCGCCUUGACCAUGAGUUGCCAUCGGCCCUUCAUGCUGCUCAAGAUGGAGGCUGGAACUUGAUGGCUGUGCCUGUAGCCUAUCCAGCGCACGGCGUUUUGCUAAGAUGGUCUACGGGGGACUGCUCUCAGCCUGCGGCGUGGAUGGGAGUACACCUAAAACCUUCUGCCGCAGCGUGGGCUGAGGCAGCUAACGACCGCGCAAAGGCCGUCGAGUGCAGCAAGGCAGAAAUAUAUGUGUAUCUGAACACGACACGGAUUGAAACCGUGCACCAGUUUGGUCUCAAUCAAAAAGAGUUCUUUCUUCCGUCCCGCCACCCAGGAUCCGUUCAUCUCGAAACGGCUCAACAUUAUGAGCUGAAGAUGCACAGGAAGUAUCGCGUUCGGCUGAUCUUCUUUAAUGCCCAGGGACGCCUCAUUGAUCAGAGUCGCUGGUCAGCGGAGUUCAUGCUAGGGCCGCAUCUUUCCUUUACAGAUUACCCCUUGCUAGCCCUCAGCAAGUGUAUCCCUACUCGGGUUUCCUCCCUAGACAUCUUCCUGAGAAAGUUCGCGAGAACGGCCAGCCACUUUUCGAUUCCAGUUGCCCUAGAAGAUCUCCAGCUUCACAUGUUCGCCGUGCCUCGUCCAGAGCAAACGAGCUACUCGAUAGGAAGACACCGCUCAGAUCCAUUCCACGGCACUCAGUCGCGACUCUUCACAAGCCUCACGGACUCACUGCUGCAAGCCGAGUGCCAGUUUGUAGUGGCUGCACACUUUGGGCACAAGUCACACUCUGCCCGCGAGGUUGCAAUGCGCACAGGACGCAAGGUGUAUGCGGAUGUCUCGUUUCGAGGAAAGCCGACGCUCGUCAACCCUUCGCAGCUCCACGAAGCGGACAGACAGGCUUAUGCCUUCCUCACGUGUCCAGGCCAAUCGUUUCGCCUGAAUCGCGAUCGCAUAGCACAGCACGUGAUUGGAUUUGAAGUGUCGGAUGAAGGAACGGGCCAGGUGCUCGCGUAUGGCGUAAUCCGCUUCGAAGACCUCUAUCAUAUCGUGAAGGACGCCAUGCGGGACCAUGUGCUGAGCGGAAGCUCCCCCGACGCGCAGUGCUCUGGGCGACACAGUCGUUUCCGUGUUGGCCUAGAGCAUGUUGACGGAAGAGGCCCCUGGGGGCGUUUGGAAUGCAGUCUCGACAUUAAAAACAUCCGUUCUUACAUCAGGCAUGAGGACAAGGAAGAAGAGCAAGAGGCCCCCGGUUACCAGAGGCGGCGUGCUCGUAAAAAGACCGACUUUCAGCCAAUGGGUGCAGCUCUGGCGGCGAGAACCACGGCUCGAAUACAAGAAGAACCAAUGCACGAGGCGGCACCCUCUCGACGUGCGCGUUUUGGCAAAGUAGAAGGCAACACCGAAGAUAUACUGACACAACUCGGCCUUAUGGAGGAGCAUUCCCAAUCCUACGCAGAGCCUGCUGUCGGUGUAGACCCUUCGCAAUUGUCACAAAGUAGCAGAACCGUUCUGGGAAGAUCCAGACGCAGCGUUGUGGUGCCCCUCGACACCGACUCUUUGCGCGCACCACUUCUUCCACCGCAGUCGUCUCCCGGUGAUCUCACACUCCUAUCAGCUGCCAGCAGGGCCCCCAGAAGCUCCGUCGCUUUUUCCGAAGGCCGAAAGAGCCGAAUUGGAGGAAUCACCAUGAAGGAAGUGUCUCCGCAUUUCGUUCGAGACUUGCCAGGGCGUCCUGUGCUUCAAGGCGCAGACCUGUUUGUCCAGUGGCAGUGGGCAGACUCGCCUUUGCGACCAGAUCAUGUAUUUUUGGGGCUUUUCGAUCACACUACAGAUGCUUUUGUAUAUCCUCUACACUGGGGACGCGCUAUUCCCAACACCGGCAGCUACGCUUGGCACGUUGAUACACAGUUCCGGCACAAAGAAACAUGCCAACUGGUGUACAUCGCCAUGUUUGAGACGGAGAUAGGGUCCUUAACAACGCUUGAGGAAGCAGUUUGCCAGUCAAAUGCUUUCUACGUUGUGAAGCCCACGCCACUCUGCGAGCUGGAGCUUCUGUACGCCUGCUUCUGCAGAUCCCAUGGACUCGAGAUGGAGCAUGUUUCCGAAGCCAAGCUGGUGGAGGCCGGCUUUUCUGUUCAAGAGAUAAUGCUAAAAAUAUGUCCUGACUUGAGGCCUCCCUUCGCGACUGAGCCCUACGCAGAAGCCGUGCACUGCCCUGGCCAGUGCGUGGUGAGCACGCAGUCCAAGUUGGUCAUGCUGGCGAAGACGGAUGAAGAAAAGGGCGUGCAGGCUUCCAACAUGCAAGAAAAACAAGUGGUCGUAUACAAGUCUGUCUCUCGCCUUGUUCGGAUCAUCGAAAAUGUUGAAAUCACACAAGACGUGAAUUGGUGGACUCGGUCUCCCGAUAUAUCUUUGCUGAACACUGGCCUCUGCUACAACAAUGUCAUCAUGCAAAAGGCCAUUCAGCUCAUGGGGGCUGCCAUCACCCGAGCGCGCGGUGUCGGCAGGCUGAACAAAAAGGGAUGGGGGUCGAUACUGAAGGAGCUUCCUAGGCUUAUGAGCAGUCGCACUGCGGAAUUUAUCGUGCUUCCCAACAUUCUCAACUUUUUUCUCGUCUGCCUGCAGUUGGCAGCGGGAUACGGAUUUCCACUUUUGCUUGUCUGGGUGUAUUUGUAUGACUGUCAUUCCUUGGCGGAAGUAGAGACCGAUAGGUCUUCUACAGGAGGCACGUGGUUUCUUCCAGAUAUCAUCUUCGACCCUUCGUGGAACUCCAUUUUUAAGCUUGAGCCGUGGGGGAUCGCAAUCGUUAGUUUGGCUUCUCUGCAUGUUUUGGUGAUGACUGUUGCCAUCUUCUUCAAUGCCUUCCUGAGGGAUGAACAACCGCGCUUGAUGCUGAAAGUCGACUUGCUGGGUCGGGCAUUCCUCACCAUGGCCUUAUUCUCUGUGACGCUAGCAGCAUCUUCCUUUAUUCUGUGGUUCCUUCUAGGGGCCUUGGUGAACUCCGAUUCGUUCUUGCCUUAUGCUGCAAUGUUCGGAUCGGUGACGUUUGUAAUUUUCUUCCUGUGGAGCAACUUUGUUUCGUCGAGGGAGUCAGUUAUCAGAUACAUAGAGGAAAACAUGCAGUUGCUUUUGUCACUGGCUCUCGACCACUGGUUUGCACACACAAACAUAACAUACACGGGGAAAGAGCAGCUCGUGGCGGACGAGACCCUCAUUUCCUACAGAGACAAGAUAAGGGACGAGCUCCGACUGGCUACCUACGUCUACGAGAAGGUGAUGGCGCCCUUCGACAACGCCUUCUCCAUAGACGCGAACGGCGCUGCCUGCGGCCUUCAAACAAUACUGAAUCUUCCCGAAGGAGCACGCUUUGCCACCUGCGCGGAAGUCGAACGCCAUAGUGAACGGGUGGAUGACAUGCUGACGGGAUGGGAUACUGCGCUUUUAAAGGAUGGCGUGAAGUAUGGACCGCGCUAUGGGUACAAGGUGGAUACGUCGCCGCCUCCCAACACGACAUACAAUCAAGCGAUUAUUGCAGUGCCUAAGUAUCCUCCGGCCGAAGAGCUCGAUGAGCUGCUCAAGGUUCAGCUGAUCUUUGACAAGUUUGUGGAGGCCCACAAGGAUCACUUGUCGGCGAAGAACUAUUUUUCCUUGCUCCAACGCGUUAAGGGAAGCGAUGCAGACUUGAGUCAGUGGGAGCAGUUGUGCGAGUACUUCAAUGAUGCCGUCAACACGAGCAUCGAUCCCGCCGUUGGAAUUUCACUCCAUGACCUCGUCAAGAUAUACACCCUCCAAUCCGGCGACUUGGACCGUGAUUUUGAGCUGCUUUUCCCUACGCUGCGGCCUGGAGAGGGUGACGAAAUGGAUAUGGAAGAUCUCGAUCGGCUAAGUGAUGAGAGUCUCGAACUCUCUGCUAGCGAACCCUCAGACGUUGAGGAGACUACAGAUGAAGAGGACGACGACAUACCCAAUGUAGGGUCGUCUCUCCUGAGGCUUUACAUACUGCGGCGCAGCACGCCUCACUUUGAUGCAACAACGCAAGCGAGAGACUCUACGACUGCGGGGCCUUAUUUCAUGCAGGAAGUUGAUGACGAAGGUGGAGAAACAAAGGCCGAAAUAAACACCGAGGAAGAGCGCAUCGAAUUUGAACUCAAGUCCAAGAUCAAUGCGCGCAAGCUCCGCUUCAUUUAUAACUUCGUCACGCAAGAAAAUCGCGGACAAGCAAUUGACGAGCUUAUUUCCUCGGUUCCCUACUUAGCGGCCAAGACGCUCGAGACGCAUCUUCUCCUGCUCUCGCCAGUCUUUGGCAAGGAAGCAGUCCUUGGGAUAUCCAUUCCAGGCAUGAGACUGUCGCGAGGUGGCUCUGUCUUUUGCUCUGCUGCUGGUGGCCUUGCGGCAGAGGAUCCUUUCGGUGCGAAGAAGGAAGACCGCUUCGUGACUCUGUUGAAGGUCAUUCAAGUGGAGUUUUACCAAGAACUCACCAGACAAUUUCGCUUGGUGCAUGCUCAAAUGUUCGACACGCUCAAUGUCCGUAGCGGAAUUCAAGACUACUUUGAUAACAUUAUGCCGCAGAAGGUGUCGAUGAAGGCCUCUCGCCUCUUGAACAGCAGCUUGGAGCUUUCACGGUCCGAGGUGCACCCUUCGAACCAAGAAGCCCUAACCAACCUACCCCCGAAGACGGCAAACCAGCUCAUGCGAUCACUGCAGCGCUACAGGAUUGAAAACGACUUCGAAAUAAGGGAAACUUUGGCGCUGAUAGCCAAGGCACAGGGAUCCCAGCAGCAGCAACUGCAAGUUCACCUUAUCAUGAAGACGCUUGUAGACAUCCAGGUUCUUGAGAGAGGCCAAGUGCAAGAAGAAGACCUAGAACUCAUUGUAGAAGGGGCAGCGAUUCGCGAGAUGAAGAUUAUCCAGCCGAAGGAACUUGCAUGUCUCAAGCUUGUUGUUGAUGCAAUCGACAAACAGCUCGGUGGCCGUCUGCAGCGGAUGAAUUCGACCACACACGUAGUCCAGGUCCUCAAGUACAUUGCGGAGAGAUACCUUUGGCUGCCGUGCUUCCAGUUCCUAGUUCAGCUGCUAGGCAACAACCUUUCUAUUGACGACCUUCCUGGGGGUGCUGUGGAUGUGGACGGCAUGCGAGACCACGAGUUUGACUUGCGGCACGAAGAUCGAAGUUCUCUAGGAGUUCAGGGGGCAGAAGAUCGUCAAAAGCGGCGGCUGGAAAGCAACCUGGAACGGACUCGCAGCGUGUUUCACCAGUUGGGGAAUCAUUCUGGUUUUUUGCCACUAGACUUGGUCGAUGAGGCUAUCCAGCUCCUUACAGACAACCGCCUGAACUUCUCCGGAGUCGUUGGCUGCCUUCAGCAGCUGAAAAUAGGGUCCGUCUAUGUCCAUGAACGAGGGCACGCGGUUGGCGCUUUAGAGAAGCUGGGCAUCCGAAAGGAUUCUGCCGUUUGCGACAUUCAAGCCUCCAGUGAGACAGUCAGCGAAUUUAUCGACUGGACGUCUUUCCGGCACGACCCUGGCUGGACUCCUGAGAUGUUUAAGGCUUUCGACAGGCUGACUGCUUCCUGCCCGGGGUAUAUGGGGAAAAGUCAGAUGGUUGAGUUCGUCAAAGAAAUCCACAAGCUGUUCCAGCCGCAGAUUUCCGAGUUGCGAAGGGGCAGGGAUCGUCUUAGAGGCCGUAAGGCGGGGCCUAAGGAAGGCAUCACGCAGCUGAGCACAGUCUCCAGAGAGAGUGCGCUGAGGGGAGUCGAAGGCGAGGAUUUACAGGCAGUUCCCGGGGACCUAGCCCUCGACGCCAUGGAAGAGGGCAUGCGCAUGGUGUCCUUUGAAAUGUUUCACCGUGUGGCCAUGAAGCUGGGUCUGAGCGUCGGGCACAGACACUCGCGCAUGCUGUGGAUCAUGAUUUCCUUUGACACUUACGACGAGAUUCAGCAGUUCUUGCCCGAGAGAGACGUCAAGCUGGGCAUCACCAGGGUCUACUUGCAGCCCUUCACUGCGCUCGGAAAGCCGUUCCUCAAUCGAGAUCCUGUGUCAAGUAUUGUGGGGUUUAAGGGCCUGGUAACGUUUGUCAUUUUCAGAAGAAUUCUGCGACAGCUGGACAUUGCCAUACCUGAUCGGGCAGCAAGGGCUCUAUGGGACGAACUUCCCAAAGACCCCAUGGAUGUGACAGACUUUUUGCCAGCUGGACUGUUAGAGGGAAGCAUUCGCACCAAGUACCUCCGAUUGGAAAUGGAUACUCUCGGAAUGGACCCCACGAAAGGCAGAGUUGUCAGCAUCGACUGCCUCCGCAAGAAACUGCCGCGGCUCUUGAUGACUGGAUUAUGGCCAGAGGCUAUUCGCGUGCUGCUGACGCUUUCGCUACAACUUGAAGUGCCUGAAUCACGGCUGGAGCGAGUGCUGAAGGCCUUGGAGCGCCGAACGAACCGAUUCGGAUUGAUACGGCCAGAGGACGUUGGCUCGAUUCUUAGCUCGCUCUCAGUUGAGGGCAUGACCUUUGGAAUGCUUAGGGAUGUAAUUCAAAAAAUGAGGAUCCAGAUGCCCGAGCAAGACAUCAAGCGCAUGUUUGACCUCAUGGAUAUCAACCAUGACUUGAACCUCUCCCUAGGGGAACUGCUCAGCGGAUUUGAAGUGCUUUUCGGCAGAUUCAUGCCGCUGCUCGUACUGCAAGAAGUAGGCCUCUCUCUGGACAGAAUGCUGCUCGUUCUUUGCCUCACCACAGUGGGUCUUUUGGCGUUCUUCGGAUUCCUUGGCUUGGCCUUUUCGAGCUUCGAGAGUCUCAAGAGUGGUGUCAGCACUGCAGUGCAGUCCAUGCUGGCGGUGCUUGGUGCAGUAGGGUUGCAGUCUGGCGCUUCUCAAGAGGCUGAAGAAGUUGAGCAGCGCAUGAAACAGCAUAUUGAGUCUAUCAUGGGAGAUAAGCUGUCCCGGGCAAAAGAACAAGUUGAGGAAUUGCAGGAAGCCUAUAAGCCGGAGCCCUCAACAAAGGAAGGGAAGCCUCUAAAGCUACGCUACAUCGUCCCUCGUCGAUAUCGGCCUGACCUUGAAGAUCCGCGUCCGUGUGUUACCUUUACCCCUGGUUCUUACGUUCGCCUGGAGCCAGCUGUGUCAGGUCGCGUGGACAGAGCUCAAUUGCGCUGGUCUAUUACUCCCAGACUCCCCCAUCAAACUGGAAUGGUCUUUAAUAGGCACACAGGAAUCAUUGAAGGCAUCAUUCCCAUGAAGGACGAGGGCGAUUCAAGCUCGCAGCUAAUAUCCGAUUUCACAAAGGCCCAGGACCCCACAAUCAAAGUUCUACGCCCCGUUGCUGAACGCAGCAGCGUCUACGUUGGAGAAGAUGCCAGCGAUGUGGCGCGUCCCCUGCGAGUUCCGAGAAGGACUUAUGUUAUUGUGUGUAGGAAUCAGGCUGGGUCUGCUAGGGCAAGAGUUACCUUUCAAAUCCAGCCGAAGGCCCCUGCAGCCCGAGUAAACACAAAGAAGGAGGAAGACACCCGGCGCGAGAUUCGGAAGCGUCAGACAUUUAGAGAGUCUGAGCAUGGCGGUUAG
Cyclospora cayetanensis is the source of this 9480-nucleotide messenger RNA. RefSeq lists its product as uncharacterized. Lineage: Eukaryota; Apicomplexa; Conoidasida; Eucoccidiorida; Eimeriidae. The record is from RefSeq and is a predicted model, not a curated record. Gene Ontology annotation, molecular function: calcium ion binding.